AUGGCGCUUAUUGCGAAGCUGCGUGACGUGGAGCAGCAGAUCUUACGAACGACGCAAGUUGUCGAGCUGCAUACCAAGCUCGCCCAAGGCUUGCUUAAGUGUGAGCAGGAUGACGUGACUCCGACUUCUGAAGUUUUGGCUUUGGUGGAGAGUGUGGAGCGCGCUCAAACAGACUUGGCUGUGGUAACGCAACACCUUGUGCAGAUCAUCAAGCGUCGUCUCAAUGCACUUGGCCCAGCACCAGACCAGCGCAGCCUGGACGGUGAUGAAACAGAGACGGAAGAUGAACUGGAAGAAGUUGAGCUCGAUCCACAGGACGAUGAGCCGAUCGAAGAGUGGGGGAAUGGUGAUAAUGGAUUGACUGAUACCACAUUAGAGAAUACUGGGCUGGAACAAUCUGGUGCAGAGCACGCGGAGACCACGGAUGCUGCCAGAUCAAGCCCGGCUUGCGUACUCGAACGUUACCUCGCAGCUGCGAGUGCAGUGAAGGAAUCGGUCACGGCGUCGGGAAAAGAAUUUUCAUUGACAAGCGGCGCUCUCGAAAAUAUGAACGACCCUAUUGUGAAAAACUGGGCCGAGGCUGUGAAGCAGAACUUUAAGCAGGCGACAUUUUUCUUUAUCACGCGUCUGUCGAAUCAAAGUGUCACCCACGAGCUGGCAGCAGCUUUUUGUGAUGCAUCGGGGCUGGCAGUGCCAAUUAUCGCUUCGUGUAAGGCGAAGUUUAGCGUGGCCUGGAUCUUGCCUGCCAUUGAAUAUUAUGACACAAUCUAUCGGCUUGCAGGAGCGACAUCAUUUGUCCAAACGCUACUGCCAACGCUUGAAUGUCGGAAUAUCUUGGUGAGAUCUCUCGAUGAGCGCGUUUCGAAGUUUUUGGAGGAAACAGCUUCAAACGUGGCGAGUUUGACGCAAAAAAUCAAAAAACGAAAACAACGAGUAUACUGGCUGUCCCAGUAUGGCGAAAAGCUUCGCAAUAUAUGUCAGUAUUGCGCCAUAAGGCAUGAUGUAGGCGAUAUGAUACCGUGGACAGCAGAGCAGUGGGGAAUCGUUGGAGAUAUUGGGCAGCAUCUGUCGAAUCUCACGAAAAAUGCGUUCAAAACACAAAAGAUGCCAGGAUGGAUAGACAAACUCCGCAUAGCAUUGGAAAAACUGGAAGUGACGUAUCCCGGGAGGUGUCCGAAGCCUCUUUAUGAUGCUGGAGAUACGAGUACGAUCGUUGCGGAGACGGAUGGUCAAGUAUUUGACUCAACACCGAGCACACGUAACCUUAACGAGUGUGACAGCGAAAUGAAAUCACCUGGAUUAACCGUGGCUCCUGAUAACACUCACGUUGAUGCCGUCGGUGCCAAAAGAUCGCGGGAAGACGCAAAAGCUGAGCUCCCUGAGGCUAAGCGCAUCGCUAUAAGCACCGAAGUCACAAAUCUGCACGACGUCAGUGGCGCUAAACUCAUCUUUGCCGAGGUGAAGGAGUGUCUGGAUAUGGCAACCCAACUGAAGAACGGCCUCGAGCCGGGCCAGCUCGUGGUCCCGUUCUCCCGAGCUGGAAAAGACAUUCGGGGCUUGCUUCACAGGGUGACAAAGCUUAGCCAGCACUUCAGAUACAUUAUUAGACGAGAUGCUGAAGCUGAGGUUGCCUUUGCUGAAACUAUAGCACUACAAGUGCAGUUGAUUUGUCGCUGUCCGUGUGGGUUUUUUUGUCACGCUCAACUGAAAGGGCUACUGAAGCCGCUCUUUUCGAUCGUCAAAGCCGCGAUGAAAAGCCCCAAUUCUGGUACUAUCGCAGCGAGCUACGAGCGACUUCAAGCUUACUGGAACGAGUUCCAUGCCGACCAAUUCCAGGCCAUGCGCAACCACAUCGAGGUGACAGAGAGAGAAGGCAAGCAUUUAGAUCCUGCCCAGCUACGUACUCCAUUGCGGCAGUUGUUCGUCCAGUUCGUCGAUACUUGCGCUGUCUGCUUGCAAGAACUAAUGCACAAAACCGCGCCCAAGCGAAUCGAGGAGCUCUGGUCUAAGUUGCUAGAGAUCGCAACAGUGCUGAAUACCUGGCUUGAGCGCGUCAUGGGAGGGGGGCAAUUGUUACACAAUUCACGAAAGGUUUUAGCAACACUCCUUCGGAUGAACGCAAAGUUGCCGGGUAGCGUCCCGUCAGUGCUGGUGGAGUGA
This is a messenger RNA of Phytophthora sojae, 2160 nucleotides long. RefSeq lists its product as hypothetical. The transcript is spliced from 3 exons. NCBI's taxonomy places the organism in Eukaryota, Oomycota, Peronosporomycetes, Peronosporales, Peronosporaceae. The coding region runs from base 1 to 2160 and encodes 719 amino acids. The record is from RefSeq and is a predicted model, not a curated record.